Molecule: messenger RNA, 3749 nt
Organism: Salpingoeca rosetta
Lineage: Eukaryota; Choanoflagellata; Craspedida; Salpingoecidae
Exons: 17
Coding region: 94-3591 (1165 amino acids)
Biological process (GO): DNA repair; telomere maintenance
Molecular function (GO): ATP binding; DNA helicase activity; ATP hydrolysis activity
Source: RefSeq, a predicted model, not a curated record
AAUUCGCGGGCGAAUUCGAACACGCUUCUUUUCGUUUUUUUUUUGCGCGCACACCACCACCCAAUACAGCCCGCCCCACGCACAGCUUUGACGAUGGAUGGGGAAGCGACGUUUGAUAAGCGGAAGCGGCGAGGAGGGAGGAGGAGCAGGCGACGCAGGCGACGCAGCUCGCAAGUAGGGGAGGGAGAUGAAGCGUCAGCGCCGCCGACGCAACCUUUUGAAGCCGUGGAAGAAGCAAGCGACAAGCGCGCAACCUGCAGUGGGAACGCGGACAGCACCGGCACAGAAACCAACACCGCAGUGCCAACGCCGCCAGCCGCUGAACAGGGUGCCAAGCGACGAGCAAGCGAGGGCGCAAGCACCGCCCCCAAUGACGUUGUCAUUAUCGUAGAUGACGGGGAUCCACAACCCACCUCACCCUCACUGCCAAACGUCAAGCCGUUCAAAAAGGCGCGCACGCUGCCCUCCAGCCUGCUUCGGGCACCAAGCAACACCAACGGCAGUGGCGUGAGCGGCAGGGACGGCCCUUCCCAACAGCCAAGCGACGCUGAUUCCCCGUCGCAGCUCAGCCUUGACCAGCACCGCCUCAUCGCCAACAAACGGCGCGAGGCGCUUCGCCGCAAACGGGAAGCGCAGCGGCAGCGGUGGCGGGAGCAAGGCAUGAAGGCGUUAAAGGAGUCUGGUUUGCUGUCAGUACAGCAGCAGAAGCAGACAGAGCGAGACAUGGCGCGUGCCGCAUACCACAACGACAACAGCAACAACAGCAACGACAACAGCAACAACAACAACAACAAUACCAGCAGUACGGACCCUGCGAAUGCUAAGGCAACAACAGCAGCCGCCGCAACCGCAGCAGCCGCAACACAGGAUGGUCAGGAUGUAGCAGAACCCCAACACGAUCAACAACAGCAACAGCAGCAACAGCAACAGCCAUCCCCCUCGUCAUCGCCGAGAAAGCAGACGGACUUGUGGGUGAUUGGACCAAACACAUCACCGCAGCACAACCGGCGUCUCCGAGAACAGCAAAUCCUCAACGAGCAGCGGCAGGAACGGUGGGCCUACAGCACACACGUGCACGGCGAGCCGUAUGCCAACAACCACCACCACGACAGCACCCCGUGGUACGCACUGCAACGAGAGGCAGCCGAUCUCAACCCGCCAUCCAACACAGAUUACUGUGGUGAUGGUGGAGGUGGUCGUGGUGAUGGCAUAGGUGAUGGACGCGGGCGUGUGUCGCCGCCGCCACCGCCAGCAACGCCGUCCUCGGGGCCAAUGUGGAUGUCAGCGCGCGCACUGCUGGCAAAGAUGCACUCGCCUUCACCACCGCCAUCACCGUCAACACAGUCGCUGUCAACGGCAACAACACCGCGGCACGAGCCACUGGCACGGAUGCUGAACACAUCCACAGCCAGCGGCGAAGCAGCAGCCAAGCAAUCCCGACAGCUGUUCAAACAGACCCAACAGCAACAUCAACAGACCCAACAGCAACCACAACAGCAACAAGAUCAAGCAAAAGCACCAUCCUCAUCAUCGUCAUCAUCGUCGUCGUCGUCGAUGAAGCCUGUGGAGAUGCGAGAGCAGCUGACGGAGGUGCCGAUGGUGCUGGCACGUGAGCAACUGAACGCCAUUCGCGCUGCGGAGAACGGACACAACAUCUUUCUCACGGGGUCGGCCGGUGUGGGCAAGUCGUUUACGCUCAAGAAGAUAAUCACGCGUCUUGCGCAGCUGAACAAGCGCGUCUACGUCACCGCUACCACCGGCAUCGCUGCCAUCAAUUUGGAAGCGCAAGCAACCACCAUCCACAGCUUCAGCGGGAUUCGGCUUGGGCACGAGCCGGCCUGGAUGCUGAUCAAUCGUAUCUCCUCCCUCACAAAGAAGAAUCAGCCCGGGUUUCGGUGGCAGCGAUGCGACGUGCUUGUGAUUGACGAAAUCAGCAUGCUCAGCGCAAGUGUGUUUUCAAAGCUGGAUGCGGUUGGGCGCGCGUUACGCAGGCGGAAGGAUCUUCCGUUUGGAGGACUGCAACUCAUCGUGUGUGGAGACUUUUUCCAGCUGCCACCGGUUCCUGGCAUCGUCCCAUGCCCAGAGUGCGGGAAUCGGGAUCCAAAGCACCGCAUUUUUAAGAAGAGCGCCGACGGACGAAAGUUGAUUGAAUGUUUGUACGAGUAUGGGAGUGAUCCCAACACGUCCUCUGGUCGCUCGUCCAAACAUACGCAGAAACGGAAGAACAAAGGACAGCAGACACACGGGAAGUCCAUGCGUGUGUGCCGCUGUGUUUUCGAUGGCGAAACGCGUUAUGCAUUUGAGCCGGAUCCUCUCGGCAACAACGUUUGGAGCGAAUGCAACUUUCAAGUCCACCACCUCGUCAAGGUGUACCGCCAAUCGGACAAAUCCUUCAUUUCGGCGCUACAGAAAGUUCGGUGGGGCCGCGUUGAUGACGACGUGAAAGCUGUUCUCGCCGCUGCUCAGCGCCAGCUCAGCUUGGCCGACAACAUCGUCCCCACCCGCCUCUACGGCCAGAACCGCGAGGUUGGGGCACAGGUCAUGCUGUUACGCAAUCUGGACACGGCUGCCGGUCUCUGCAACGGAUCGCGCGGUGUUGUCGUCGACUUUGUCACCAUCGAUCGCGCCCUGGACAUGCACGAGUUUCAGCGAAAUUCAGACGCCUCCCCUGCGGUGAUCCGGGCGUGGAUGCAGCAGCAGGAGCGCUUGCCUGUCGUCAUCUUCGAGAACAGUCGGCUGCGGACAAUUUAUCCGUGUCUUUAUUCGCGGGAACUGGAUCGCGCCACCGCUGGUCGGUAUCAGAUUCCGCUUCGUCUCGCAUGGGCCAUGACCAUUCACAAGUGCCAGGGAAUGUCCCUCGACAAGGUUGAGAUUUCACUGGACCACUCGUUUGCGUCUGGCCAGGCCUACGUCGCGCUCUCGCGUGCUCGCUCCCUCUCGGGACUACAGUUGACAGUGUUUGACACGAACGUGAUCAGCGCUGAUCCCGUUGUGUUUGAGUUUUACGAAGCGAUCAAAUGCAAGCAGACCAACGGUCGUGAUGGUGGUGGUGGUGAUGAUGAUGUUGAUGAUGAUGGUGACAGCACGGCGAAGGCGAAGAAGAAGAUGAUGAUGAAAAAGGGAACAAGCACGUGCGGUGUGGUGAAGAAAGAGGAAGAGGAGGAUGUUAAUGGUGGAGAUGGUAGUGGCGCACGCGUUGUGCCUGCAGGCAAGACAGCCAAGACACUAUUGCAGCUUGAGCCGAAGAAGGAGGAAGGGGACGACAUUACGACACUCGAAGAUGUCACGCGCACGGACAACCACAAGGAUGAUGAUGAUAAUAAUAAUGACGACGACGACGACGACGAUGAUGAUGAUUCUGACUGUGAGGUCUUGAGUGUUAUUGAGGGCGCGUGUCGUGCGUGUGGGAUUGACACCGCCAGCAAAACCACCAGCAGCACGUGCAGCAACACGAGCGUUGGAGAGGAUGUCAAGCAGCUGCUGCGCGAUGCUGCUGCUGCAUUUGUUUCGUCCAGCACCACAUUGCCAUCGCAGGACGCCUUUCUUGAGCUUGCACGGGAAGCGUUUGCAGAUGCCAAGAAAAAGACAUGAGCUUCGAGUGAACGCUUGUGUGUGUGUGUGUGUGUGUGUUCGUUGAUUUCAGUCAUUUAAUUCUACUAACAGCAUUGGAUAACAGCGUGUCAUUCGCGCUCAUACAUUGCCAGAGUGUGUCUCGGUCAUUGUGCUUGUGCUCCACGGUUACACCGUCG